CUGUGGUGUUUUAUAGAACAAGAGACGACAUUGUCCCCUGGACCAUCAUCCAAGGUCAUGAGGACACCAGCGUCGGGAUCAGUGAGCAAUGUGCCCCUAGGACCUCGACUGGAAUGUCCGUCCGUCUGGGCGUUCGAAGUUCCAAGCAGAUGACAGCAUGUUGUGAAAUCCGAGUGUUCCAACGGGUUCCAUGGCGCCGCCUCGGUAGCGUUCCAAGCGCGAUGAUAUCCUGGCUCCGUAGUCGAGGGGGGGAUAUCGGCCUUCUCGUCCGUCUUGGAUCCUCUUGGAGUCCUGGAGCAACCUCGCCGUGCCUGAGCUGCGAGCUCCAGGGAGUUCAGGUCCGGAUGCCAUUGGCUGAGGGAUGGGGAUUCCCCAGGACGCCACGCUCCAGCUAUCCCGUUUGGGGGCACGCGGGAGGCUGUUUCCGAUGCGGGUAUCGCAUCCACAUGGUGGUCGACGAUUGUUUGUGGGGAAAUGUAACAGUCCGUUUCACCAGCGCCAGUUCGAUGCCACGUGAAGGCUUCAUGCAAAAACGUCGUGGAGCAUGUCGCGGAGCAGUUGACCAGGAUCUUUUCCAUGGCUUUCAUUUGCGGCGACCCGAGCGCACGGUUCCUGCAAUAUAAAAUAUAUCCGUAUAUUGCUGCAAUACCGACAUGCAGAACGGCUCGGUAGUGGCGCGCCUUAGUUGACCCAGGCUGAUCGUCGCGGCCUGGUAUUGAGACGCAGAAUUGGAAAGGAUAAAACGUGCGGCAACCCGCUUCAUCCCACGUGGGGAUCGCCAAGAUAUCCUCGCCGGACAGUUCUGAAAGGGGAAGGAGUUCCCGUCUGCUGGCUGCCCAACUUCUUAUCACUGGCACAGUACUUCACCUGCCAAAGCCAGUGGUGACUCCUCUU
Molecule: messenger RNA, 894 nt
Organism: Parathielavia appendiculata
Lineage: Eukaryota; Fungi; Ascomycota; Sordariomycetes; Sordariales; Chaetomiaceae
Exons: 1
Coding region: 114-623 (169 amino acids)
Source: RefSeq, a predicted model, not a curated record